This is a messenger RNA of Dermacentor albipictus, 8326 nucleotides long. RefSeq names its product angiopoietin-1 receptor-like. Lineage: Eukaryota; Metazoa; Arthropoda; Arachnida; Ixodida; Ixodidae. Gene Ontology annotation, biological process: protein phosphorylation; positive regulation of kinase activity; cell surface receptor protein tyrosine kinase signaling pathway. Gene Ontology annotation, molecular function: protein binding; ATP binding; transmembrane receptor protein tyrosine kinase activity. Gene Ontology annotation, cellular component: signaling receptor complex; plasma membrane. The record is from RefSeq and is a predicted model, not a curated record.
CGGUCACAAACACACUUCCACGGCUCGUGCAGACGACGGGCCUGUGUUGUUGGCCCGAAGAAAAUCGUCCACUUUGGACGAGGUUCAACCUUUCGGCCUGUCGUGGUGUACAGACGCGCUGGCAGCUAGCUCGCUUCCGGUGCCCUUCGCUUGAAUAUCUGGCGUGUACUCCGUACCUGUCCGCUCCUCUCCGUCCUGUUUGCAUGAGAGGCGUUUCACGCCUGUCCGACCGGUUUUGCUUCUGGUUUUAUGAACACGCGCGUAGCGCACGCCGGAGUAGGACGCCACCCAUGCAACAUGGCGGCGAAACCAAGCCGUUUUCAGUGCGCUGGGAGUUUCAUCUGAGCCGUGUGCGGUGAAGAGCGAGACCAUGUGAAAUGCGCCCGCAAGUGCCGUUACCCGAUCCCUCCGAGGCUUCGUCCGCCAGUUCGUGAGCCUCACUUGCCGCUUGAAAACCCAGCGCGCCGUAAGGAAAGUCUCUCCGUUCUUUUGUUUCGCUCGUGACGGCAAGCGAGUGUGCCGCUGAAGGAUUGCUUGCGCGGGCACUGUCUUGUCAACGACCUAUGGAUUGCUCGUCUCACUGAUUUUUCCCUUGUUCCUGGUUGCUUGGAGAAGUAGGCUGGCAUGGAGCGACGUUGGCUUUGGCUUCUUUUCACAUGGCUUCCAGCCUGCAACUCCCUCAAAGGACCUCGAAUCGUCUCGCUGGAGAACUCAACAGAGACCACACUGGAUAUCAAGUGGACCCCAGUGGCCUCAACAAAUGUCAACCAGUACACGGUUCGUGCCAGCCCAAUUCAGACCUAUGGCCCCCUGUUAGGUCCAAGCCAGGAGUGGAAAUACACAAGUGCUCGCCAGGCUGGCCUCUUGGGCCUGCACCCAGGCACCCUGUACAAUGUUAGCGUGUGGGCCGAUACAGCCGAGGGCCCCAGCGAGACCACUUCAAUAGUGGUUUGGACGGAAGUUGGAGAGCCAGACCUGCCACCUACUGUACAAGUUCUGUCACGCAAUGGCACCCAGAUGGUCGUGCAGCUCUCACCAGGGACAAGUUCCAGAGGUCCAAUUACGGGUUAUCGACUCGUUGCAUUUGAGCGGAGUAGCCUCAUGGCAUUUAGCCCGGAGCGGCUGGCAGGGCAUCAAGAAGCUGCAGAGGCCGGCACGCCGUUCUACAUUGCGGCUGAACUGGGACCAGAGUGGGAAAAUCGGACAUUCGUAUUCGGUGAUGGCCGCUCCUACGGUGGAUUUAUCAACGCCCCCUUGUCGCCCAGUGAAGACUACCUUCCAAUUCAAGGUGUUGCCAGCACGCUCAAUGGGGUAACCAAAUAUGCGUACUCGGUGGAAGGCCCAAGCACGGAACGCAUUCAGCCACCUGUUAUUGUAAUGGACGAGAGGUCACAAGUGUUGUCCUCGUGGCUCUCGGCUGCUACGGCCCUGGGCGCGUGCCUGCUGUUGGCAUUCAUCGUGGCUUAUGUCUUUGCUCGGCGCCACUACAGCCGCCGCAGGAGGCGCACCGAGGAGUUGAUGCUGCGCUCUCACCCGAGCUUGGACAUGGACGAUGUCACUCCAUUUAGUGCGGGCUCGCUGCAACUGGGCGAGGGAGCCGACCUGGGGGCGUUCUACACCCAGCUGCGUUCUAUGCUGCCCCUGGUGCCUCGGUCGCGACUGCUCCUCUCGGAUACCACGCUCGGCCAGGGCCGAUUCGGGCCAGUCCGAGCCGGGCACCUUGUCACAGAGGACAGCCGAAAGGUGCCAGUGAGCGUGCAACGCUGUCCAGCCGAGUGGACACUGCCAGAUCAUGAACGCAGAAGUCUUCUGGCAGAUAUUGAGGUCAUGCUUCGCAUCGGCAGUCACCCCAACGUGGUCCAAUUCAUGGGCGCUUGUGAAGACGAGCCUGAGCUGCUUCAAUUGGCUGUAGAGCAGCCUUCGAGUUCACUGCGUGGCCUCUUGCUGACCAGUCGCCACGGUGCAGAGGGCAGAGUGUCGGCGAUCCCUGAGGAACGCCUCGUCGGCCUGCUGGUGUCAUUGGCAGCGGGCAUGCACCAUUUGUCAUCCAGAGGGAUCCAGCAUGGCCAAUUGUCCACUCGGUGUGUAACCAUGGUCGAACCACUGAUGCCCAAGAUCAGCUAUUUUGGUCUAGCCCGGUAUAGCCCUCUAGGAAAGAAACUCGACUUCACCCGGUGGUUAGCCCCUGAAACCCUGAGGACUGGAAGCCACACAGAGAAGAGUGACGUGUGGUCCUUUGCAGUACUUAUGUGGGAAACAUUCACCUUAGGUGGAAGUCCAUAUGUGGAUCUAUCAACUUCCGAGGUGGCUGACCGUGUGAUGCGGGGCCUGAGGCUGACAAGGCCACGAGGAGUGUCGAUUCCCCUCUAUCGUCUCAUGCAACAGUGCUGGCAUCAACAGGCCAGGGACCGGCCCACUUUCCAAGAACUGCACAGUUCCCUCCAAGCAUUACAACCAGACGCCCUGCAGUUCACCUACCACGCCGGAUAUACGUACAACAAGUUCAACCCCCUGGCUGACGAAGCAUGACAAGCCAGCAGAGGCCAUCUACUCCAGCCAUGGCUGCUUGCAAGUGAAGCCCGGUGACCCGGCAGCUACAUUCCAGGAAUCCACAACAGUGGACAGUAGUUUUUUCACUUGCAGCAGCAUUGUAAAGAAUCUCAAGACGGGCACUUCAGGGCACACGAGUUUGAUGAAGUGUUGCACAGACGUGUGUGUGUGUGUGCAUGAAACUCAGUUCACCACAAAGGAAGGGAGGCUUUCGCAUUUGGUAUUCAAGGUGACUCUCACGUUUCUCAUUGCAUGGAAGGUACCAACAAGGAAAAGGUCAUUACUUUGAGCUCAGAUUUCUGAACACAACACAAUGAAGAAAAGUCACAGGAAGAAAGGGCACCACAAUCUCUAAAACAUGGCAGAGUACCAAGCAGCACCCAAUGCAAUUAUUAGCAAUUAAUGCACAACUACAACAGCAGUUCUAAGGGUCUCAUAGGAUGGAGUCCUGACUACACCCCCCCAUCCCGCCUCGUUUCUGCUUCCCCCCUGUAGCAUAUUUGCCAUCACUCCCUGAUUUUUCAUGAUGUCUACGAAUUUGGGCCUGUUCCACAAUUUUAUGAGUGUUGCGCCAAGUUUUGCAAAAAGCAGAUUCUAUUUGAGAAAAAAAUUUCUGAACGUGUCAAAACAUGGCGACAGUGCAAAGUUGCGAAAGAAUGCAUACAAGAAAAAAAAUUGUGAUGGUACCUAUGCCACCCUUUCAUGGCAGCACAAGAUGCCAUAUACCAGAGGGAUGCUUGCUUCGAGAGAGUUUAUUCAGACAAGCUUAUGAUGCAUGCAAAAUUGGCAACAGCAAAGUCGUUGAAAGGUCUGUGGGGUCAGAGAAUAAUAUGCUGCUUUUCAAUCUCUGCUGUGCCAAGUUUGUUUGGUCUUGCGGGCUGCAUCUAAACCUAAAUCAUUGUUAAUGAAAUGUGUCUGUAUCCCACAAAACGUGUCCUUAGGGCAAAGCUUAAAAAUAAAUGCGUGCAACCCCCCCCCCCCCCCCCCCAAUUUGUCAUGUCAGCAAGAUUUUGAAGAAUUUUAAAGUUUACAUGUUGGCAGGUAAUCCCACAGUGACAUGUCGGAGCGAGGCGUGAAAAAGCAGUACGAAGAAAUGGCUGCCAAAACGGAUAAUCCCACAAAACCUGUGUCCUCAAUGUAAUGUAUAAAGAGGAAUGCGUGCAACCCCCCCCCCCCCCCCCCAGUUUGUGAUGUCCGCAAGAUUUUGAAGAAUUUGAAAGUUCACAGGUUGGCAGGUAUCCCGCAGUGACAUGUCGGAGCGAGGUGUGGAAAAGCAGUAAGAAGGAAUGGCUGCCGAAACAGAUACUAGAGGAAGUCAAAGCCCAUGGUACAGUGCCAUAGAACAUUUAUGAAAUUCACUGAUGCAAUACCAGCAAUCUGCUGUUCUGCUUCUGCUUUCUACCAGUAGCAAGUCAUCAAGACCCUCCAGAGUGUCACACCACCUCCAUGCCAAAAGACUCCCCCACAAGACACAUCAGCUCCUGUUCUUCUUUAGUGCUGUGUUCAUGGCGCACUGUCAGUAGGUUAUUUUUUUUUCUUUCCUACUUGGCAUUGACCUCUUGACUUCAAUUUCCUUUCUAUACUCAUGACAAUGACAUAACACAUGUUACUAGGCACGCUCAAACAACCAAUAGCUCACUCAGUUUUCUAAGCAACUGAAAAGGUAUGUGCAAAUAGCCAUCAAAAUGGCUAUUUGAACAUACCCGCGUGAUAUGGUGCAAGAUGUGUGUGCCACAUGUAAUGAAUAUCUAAGGUUCCUGUGUAAAGCAAGUUAUUUGACCCACCUGCCAUCACGUGGCUGACCUGGCAGGUGUACCUUGCAGCAUGUAUAGCCCAAUGUGGCCAUUUUCGGACUAAAAAGUGGAUAAUCACUUCUAUAAGCUGCUUCGCUGCUUCAUUCCACAUUAGCAUUGCUUCUCUUUGUAUGUGUGUGUGUAUACAUGUGUUCAUUCUCACCAAAUGCACAGAAAAGCAAUGAUAAAAAAGCAAACAUUUGCCAUGUUCUAGAACAGCUUUUAUACAGCACGUGCUUUCAGGGUGGGUUGUUUGACGUGGUUUAGAGUGGAAUCUUAUGGUUCUUCCAGCAAUGUGCUGAGCAUAAGUAAUUUCAAGUUGUCUUUCUGUGAUACUCUUACGUACUCAUGCAAAGCACACGGUCCGUGUGACUUAGAAAGUUUCCGUCCUACACCUUUUUUCUCAACUGUUCUUGUUACUUUAUUCUUUUUCUUUAUGUUCAAGGUAGGGGCAAUCUAGGUAGUGGUCCAACGUAUACAUUCCAAAUGAAGUAGUCACAGUUCAACUUGGCUGAACAUGCAUCAGAAUUUGUGCAGCAUUUUCAGCAAAUUAUCGCCUGAAAUGCAACAAUACCUUGGUUUGGGCGAGCUGGUUAAUCUUGACAGUUUUCAAUAAAAAAGCGCUGUAGAUGAAGGCAAAAAGGCACACAUAUGACAGGAUGGGCGCCGAACUUCCUAGUGGCGCUUAUUUCAAACCAUCAUCUAUUUAAGCACUACACAUCAGGUACAUCAUGCACGCAUCAUCAUACAAAAGAUUGCAUGAGUCAUACAGUUCAUACAAUACUAUUGUAUGGUCAAUCACCUAGAUACCUCGAAAGAAAUGUCAUUUCUUUUUCCUUCCAUGCUAAAGACGGACAGCGGAUGCACUUGUUCACCAAAUUGAACACAGUGCGUCUAGCCAAGUAGACAGACUGAAACAUGCAGAAUUUCCAGCGUCUGUCACUUUGUCUUUGAGACAUUACUUCAAAAAUUAAAACAGGGACAACAGUGCCCAACCGAAGAUUGUGGCAAAAGACCAAUGCAUGUAACUCCAUACCUCCAUAAUGUUUCGCAUAACUUGAAAAAGGUCACAAACCGACACAAUGUCAAUCCAGUUUUUUCAGCGCCUUUAAGUUGUCAGCAGUGUGUAACCGGAAAAACAAAAAACACAAGAAACGCACGCAAUGCCAUGCUAACCACCGGACCAAUUACACCAAAUGUACUUCAGAUGUUGUGUAUCAGAUACCCUUAGAUUGUGGACACACUAUAGAGAACAAACUGGCCAGUGCUUCAACGACAGGGCUAGACAACACAAUAAUGACAGACAAGGACACAGUAGUCACUUGGCUGAUCACUGCAAAAAGUGCGCAUGCAAACACAUGUUUGGCAACACUACUUUCUUGAGGAAAGAAAAAGAAAAAAUAAAGCAAGAUAGUUGAAGCGUAUUUUAUAAGGAAGGCAGGUGACAAGUGCACUUUUGAACUGUCCGUCUUUGGCUUUGCAGCAAAAAUAAGUGCCAUUUCUUUCGACAUAUCUGGGAACGUGAACUGAAUGACCAUAUAUUAGUACGUAUGAACUGUAUGCCUUAGACAGUCUUUUGUAUGAUGAUGCGUGCAUGAUGUACCGAUGCACAGUGCUUAAAUAGAUUAUUGUUUGAAAUAAAUGCCAGUUGGAAGUUCAGGGCCCAUCCUGCCAUAUGUGUGCCUUUUUUGUCCUAAUAUUUAGCACUUUACGAAAACGGUCAAUCAAAAUGCAUUUGUGACUUCAAUAAAAAGUGGUUCAGGGUCCCUUUAAGAAAGCAUAGAUGAACAAAGCCCAAACGCAUUUCUCUAUUUGAAUUGUGUGUACAAGGUCGCCCACUCUUAUGGGCAAACAUCUUGUUAGAAUCCAGUCCAUUUAUAACCCCAUGUAAGUGGACAACCCUGUGAGCGAGCCUUUCCAUUCAAGUGUUUAGAGAAUGAACAUCACCCCAGGUUGCAUGCAACUUUUCACUAUGUACACCACUGGGAAAAAGUAUUCAACAUUAACGGCACACUUUCGAUGCCAAUAGGUGGUGUCCAAAUCACAACCCCCGGUGACGGCUCCCUUGCAGUAGCAAGAGCCAAUCUCGAAGGCCAUGCUUUUACACACUGCAUGCGCUGGAACCAAGUCAUGGUUGCCAUGUUUUGGACACCACUUAUACAACAAUGGGGAGCAUUUACAAUAGUUGUGAAACAAUGGUCUAGUUGUUCAUGUGUGAAAAGUGCUCAAUGUAUGUUGUAUGUAAUAGUAGUCUGCUUAUACAUAAUUAUAACUGUUUAUAACAGUGCGGUAUAUGUCAUAUAUUGGAGGCUGUGUAAAACUAGCUUAGAUACUCCAAUUAUAUGCAGUCAUACAAUUGAUUUCGCAACCUAUUCAACAUUGAACUGAAUUUGGCCCAUACUCAGAACAGUUAUCCCUUCUUUGUAAUUGCACUUGAAUUUUGUAAACCUCCUUCAAUUUCGUAAACCUUUUUUUAUAUAUACAUUCAUGACAGUACUAUGUAGAUUUUGAUUUCAUUCCAAGGUGAGGUUUUGUUGGCUUUCUUUGUUUUGCAUUCACAUUUUUUAACCAAAGCCCUGCUUUUUUGUCAAAGUGACUGUGAACGCGAUCUUGCAUUUCUACCUGACUAGCCAAUAUUUCAUUUCACAUCUGGCUCACUGUGAGCCAUCACAGAGAUACAAUACUAUUCAUUCUUAUUUUUCCACUUACACUGCACAUUUUUCUGCCUGUUCAAGGUUGUGUAUAUUUCCUAAUUCAUAUACCCUAUUGCUACAAGGACAGGUAAACUGACAACACAUAGCGUAAUUAAUCAUCACGCUUUUCAUUCCUUUUGUUUCUGUGACACCGAGCAAAACACUUAAUAAUGUUGUGAAAACCUGUAAAACUCUGUGAACGUGGGAUAAUAACAAUCCAGUUACACAUUACUAGAAUGUAUACGUGUGCUAUUAUUGCAAGCUGCUGUACAUCUACGGGAUCACUCACUGAUAAGGGCGUGUGCGAAUAUUAGAAAUUUAGAAUACAAAUUGAAUAUGUCAGCUUCAAAUCAAAGUGCUGCAUUCAAUUUCUUCAAAUAUUCGAUUAUCGCCACAUGCGCAUGGCCACUGCGUUUACUGAAGCUUGUCUGCCAGGGCAAAUGGCCAUUUCAAGUGUCCAAUGUGAGCCAGCCAGGAAGUAUAUGGCUCAUUUCUAAACUGCCCAGUUGAAUGAACUUGAAAUGAUAUUCGCACGUAACGUACAAUCUUUGGGCCGAGACCGCCACACUGGCUACAGGCUGCUUAAAUGACUUGGGUUUGCCAUAAGUUCCAAUAGCCUUGGGAAUGAAAAGAGCUUUUGUAUCCAAUGAUCUGGAGUGUAACGAGCAUCACAAGAACCACUUAUGUAUGGUGGAGGGACAGAGCAGCCCAUAAACUUUUGACAGAAACUGUGCAUGAGUUCAUUCACUUCCUCUCUCUUUUUGCAUCUGUGCCACAAUUCUGUUCAUUCCCUGCCACUCUCUUUCUUUUCCUACUUUUAGGAGUAGGGAAAUAUUUAGUAUGCAAUGCAGUAUUCAAAUCUUUUUUUUCCCUAAUAUUUAUAUUCAUUUUGAGAGUUUCACUGUUCGAAUAUCCCUACUUUUACAGAUGUGCUGCGCUCAAUUUGUGCAGUGGGUUGCAACUUGAGGAACCACGUCAUAUCAUGUUUGUGCAAUAUUCUGUCAAACCUGUGUGCCCUGUUGUUUCUUGCGACGUCAAGAAUGUCUACUCAAGUUUCUUCGUUUUACCUGCAUCACUCGUCGCAGCUCUUGUCAACCGCUGUGCAUUGAAGGCACUUCGAGGAUUGUUCAGCAAGAUUAUACGUCCUCUGCGAUGUCAUUCACUGCCUUUGUACACUUGCAAGGUUUUUUAUACCGGUGCUUUUAUUUUACAUUUAACGCUGGAGCUCGUCCUUGCAAUAUGCUCAGAUAGACUUGUGUUAUUGAAAUAAAGAUAUGCUUCUUUUUUUAA